AUGGCGCCGCCGAGGAUGGACUUCCGCACGGCCGUGUUCUUCCUCCUGACCACCUCGUGCAUCGCGAGCGCGUUCGCGUGCUUCGUCGGCUCGUUCGGCAUCCCCGGCCUCAGGCGCGUCACGAGCCCGGCGUACCGCGCGUCGCUCGCGUCCGCCGGCAUCGCGUUCGCGUACCGCCUCCUCUACUCCUCGAAGCUCGAGAAGAGAGACUUCGCGUCGGCGCGGAAGCUCGUCGCGACGCAGACGUCCACGAACGGGUUCCACUACCUGCUCUACAUCGCGUGCUUCUGGAUGGCGCCGCGCCCGGUGCCGACGGUCCUGGCGCCGCUCGCGCUGUGCGCGGGAUUGCAGUGGAUCACGAUCGCGCACAAACACUUCGCACAUACGCGCUUCUACGGAACGUUGAAGCUCGCCGCGCUGCACGCGCGAGCGCAGGAGGGGAUGAUGCAGGCGAUGAUGACGUGCGCGACGAUGGAGAUAUCCAUGGCGAUGGUGCUCGUCAUGGAGCUGUUCACGCCGGCGCGGUCCGUCGCGCGGUUCGUCGCCUACGCGAAUUAUCUCCGAAUGCGAUACGCGUGCGACGACGACACCGUGUUCAGGAUCAAGUACACGUACAUGAACUCGGGGUUCUACCACAGAGAGUUUUGGAAGAAGAUCGGCGAGGGCGCGGGGCCGAUCGUCGAUCGGUUGGGGCCGGUGAAGGGAGUCGUGGACGCGGUCAAGCGGUGGUUCACCGCGGGGUUGAAGAACAAAUCCGGCGCGAAAACCGCGUAG
Micromonas pusilla CCMP1545 is the source of this 774-nucleotide messenger RNA. RefSeq lists its product as uncharacterized. The coding region runs from base 1 to 774 and encodes 257 amino acids. NCBI's taxonomy places the organism in Eukaryota, Viridiplantae, Chlorophyta, Mamiellophyceae, Mamiellales, Mamiellaceae. The transcript has a single exon. Gene Ontology annotation, biological process: membrane organization; endoplasmic reticulum tubular network organization. Gene Ontology annotation, cellular component: membrane; endoplasmic reticulum. The record is from RefSeq and is a predicted model, not a curated record.